UUGGUCACUGCGUGUCCCCAAGAUUGCUCCUCUUGCUUCAUCUCUCUCUCUCUCUCUCCUUCCUGAACUCACUCACUCAGCAGAGCUGACCACUGUGCCCAAGUAAAGGAACACCCAUCUCUCUCUCUUUGGCUGCUUUAAUGGCUGCAAGAUUAAAGUUCCAAGCUUUAAUCUCAUUGGCCUUCACACUCUUCUUCUUCACAGCUUACUCUUCUUCCUCAGAAGAUGACGAACUUGGACUUCUUCUCAGAUUCAAAUCCUCCAUUAAAGACCCAAAGAGCUCUCUCUCGAGUUGGUCCAACACUUCCUCUCUUCACCACUGCAACUGGACAGGCAUCACAUGUGUUAGGGCACCUUCCCUCUAUGUCUCUUCCAUAAAGCUUCAAAGUCUGAACCUUUCCGGUGAAAUCUCUGACUCGAUCUGUCAGCUCCCUUACCUCACCCACCUUGACCUUUCUGACAACCUCUUCAAUCUGGCAAUCCCACUUCACUUGUCUCAGUGUCUUACUUUGGAGACUCUGAAUCUCAGCAGCAAUCUCGUCUGGGGAACGAUCCCUGACCAGAUUUCUCAGUUCAGUGCCUUGAAAGUCCUUGAUCUCAGCAAGAACCAUGUCGAAGGAAAGAUCCCAGAAGAUAUUGGGUCGCUGUCGAAUCUGCAAGUUCUCAACUUGGGAAGUAAUCUGCUCUCUGGUACUGUCCCUCCUGUCAUUGGGAAACUAAGUGAACUCGUUGUUCUUGAUUUGUCCGAAAACGGUUACUUGGCCAGUGAGAUUCCUUCUUCUAUUGGGGAACUGGAAAAUCUUGAAGAGCUUCUGCUGCAUAGGUCAAGUUUCCAUGGAUACAUUCCCACUUCUUUUGUGCGUCUGCAGAGUUUGACGGUCGUGGACCUCUCACUGAACAAUAUAACUGGCGAAAUCCCUCGAUCAUUCGGGUCUUCUCUCAAGAACCUAAUCUCUUUCGAUGUUUCACAGAACGAGAUUUAUGGGUCUCUCCCUGGUGGCAUUUGCAAUGGCAAGAAGCUCAUCAGUCUCAACCUCCAUGGGAAUUUGUUCAAAGGGCCAUUGCCCAGCUCGAUCAACGAAUGCUCAAGUCUUGAGAGGCUUCAAGUGCAGAACAAUGGGUUCUCUGGCGAUUUCCCAGUUGGAACCUGGUCUUUGCCCAAGAUCAAGAUCAUUAGAGCCGAAAACAACCGGUUUUCGGGUCGAGUGCCUGAUUCUGUAUCAAUGGCUUCAGAACUAGAGCAAGUUCAGGUAGACAACAAUAGCUUUACUGGUGAAAUCCCCCAUGGCCUUGGACUGAUCAAGAACUUGUACAAGUUCUCUGCGUCAGCUAAUGGCUUCCAUGGAGAAUUACCUCAGAAUUUCUGCGACUCACCCUUACUCAGUAUCAUAAACAUCUCUCACAACAAGAUCUCGGGGAAGAUCCCGGAACUGAGGAAAUGCAGGAAACUCGUCUCGUUGUCUCUUUCAGACAAUGCCCUCACCGGAGAAAUCCCACAAUCCCUCGCUGAUUUACCGGUUCUAACGUACCUCGAUCUUUCAGACAACAAUCUGACCGGUUCAAUCCCACAAGGAUUGCAGAACCUGAAGCUUGCCCUCUUCAAUGUAUCAUUCAAUCAGUUGUCCGGUGAAGUACCUCACUCUCUGGUCUCGGGUUUGCCAGCGUCAUUUCUGCAAGGAAAUCCCGGGCUUUGUGGAGCCGGGCUGCCAAAUUCUUGUCCCUCUCAUCAACCAAACCACAACAAGAUCGGUGUUAGAACAUUGGUUUUGGCUUUGAUAUGUUUAGCAUUUGCCAUUUGUUCCGUCCUUUUAGCCGUUUGGUUUAUCCUCUCGUAUCGGUGCUUGAGAAAGAAAGCUCAACCGAAGAAGAGAGCUUUGCAUUCGGUUUUCUAUUAUCCUCUCAGGUUAACUGAAAAUGAUAUCUUGACAGUGAUGAAUGACAAGAAUCCUUCAGGAAGUGAAGGAGGAGGACCCUUUGGUAGAGUAUAUGUUAUGGGUUUACCGGGCGGGGAAGCUGUAGCCGUGAAGAAGCUCGUGAAUUUUGGGAACCAAUCCCCGAAAACAUUGAAGGGCGAAGUGAGGAACAUUGCCAAGGUUCGGCAUAAGAACAUCGUCAGAAUCCUCGGUUUCUGCUACUCGGAUGAAUCGAUCUUCUUGAUCUAUGAGUUCAUAGAAAAUGGCAGCUUGAGAGAUAUGCUCUCUAGGCCGAGUUCUCACUUGCCGUGGAGUUCGAGGUUGAGGAUUGCCGUCGGUAUCGCUCAAGGAUUGUCGUAUCUUAGCAAAGAUUACGUCCCCAAUUUGCUUCACAGGAACUUGAAAUCUACAAACAUUCUCUUGGACAACGGUCUCGAACCGAAGCUCACGGAUUUUUCGCUCGACCGUAUCCUCGGGGAAUCCGCGUUCCAGUCGAUUUCCUGUGCUGACUCGUGCUAUAUUGCACCAGAAUACAAUUACAGCAAGAAAGCAACAGAGGAGAUGGAGGUUUACAGCUUCGGAGUCAUACUGCUCGAACUCGUAACGGGACGGAGAGCCGAGAGAGCGGAAGAAGGCGAAAAGGACGAGCAGCCGCUCGAUAUAGUGAAAUGGGUGAGGAGGAAAAUAAACAUAACGAACGGAGCUGUCCAAGUUCUUGACCCUAAGAUAGUGUCCGAAUCUUCGAGGUCGGAAAUGAUAACUGCCUUGGACAUUGCUCUCCGUUGCACGGCCGUCGUACCCGAAAACCGCCCGUCGUUGCUCCAAGUUAUCAAGUCGCUUCAGUCGAUCGGCUCGGGUAUCCGCCAUGCCGAGGGAGAGCUUCCGGUUUCUGUCUGAACAAAUAACGCUCGUGCCAUGGCGUUUUGUGUCGGACUUGACAUAGUCCGAGGAAUAUAAUGUUGUAUGUGUUUUGCUUUGCUUCUCCCUUUAUGGAAUGUCACCAUCAUAUGCUCGUUGAAUGCGUAGAGACUUUGAUAGAAACAGAGGGUUUCUACCAGAAUGGCUUGAAUUCCAUCUUGCUUGAAUUGAAUAUCGAGUUUGACCGAAA
Molecule: messenger RNA, 3021 nt
Organism: Tarenaya hassleriana
Lineage: Eukaryota; Viridiplantae; Streptophyta; Magnoliopsida; Brassicales; Cleomaceae
Product: probably inactive leucine-rich repeat receptor-like protein kinase At5g06940
Exons: 2
Coding region: 141-2810 (889 amino acids)
Biological process (GO): protein phosphorylation
Molecular function (GO): protein kinase activity; ATP binding; receptor serine/threonine kinase binding
Source: RefSeq, a predicted model, not a curated record